Messenger RNA from Onychostoma macrolepis, 1519 nucleotides. RefSeq names its product keratin, type I cytoskeletal 13-like. NCBI's taxonomy places the organism in Eukaryota, Metazoa, Chordata, Actinopteri, Cypriniformes, Cyprinidae. Gene Ontology annotation, molecular function: structural molecule activity. The record is from RefSeq and is a predicted model, not a curated record. The transcript has 8 exons.
AUGUCGGUCUCUGCUCAAAUGAUGUCCUCCAAAGGACCCAAGACCGUGACCUCAAAGUCCAUUAUCACCAAGAGUCGGGGUGGUUCCACGAUCUUUCCACAGAAAUCCUACAGUGUGUAUGGAGGUGGUUUAGGUGGAAGCACCCGCAUCUCUUCCUCCUCCCUGCAAUCCAGAAGCAGAGGAUACGGAGGAGGAUAUGGUGGAGGAUAUGGUUUUGGUGGAGGAUCCGGUUUUGGUGGAGGAUCCGGUUUUGGUGGUGGAUACGGUGGAGGUUAUGGUGGAGGACAUGCAGUAGGCAUAAUGCCUGGAGGCUGCGUUGUAAAUGACUUCCAGCUGAAUGAGAAAGCCACCAUGCAGAACCUGAACGACCGUCUGGCAUCCUACCUGGACAAGGUGCGCUCGCUGGAGGCUGCCAAUGCCAUCCUGGAGAGGCAGAUCCGCGAGUACUAUGAGAAGAAAGGGCCGGUCGCACAGAGGGACUACAGUGCCUACUGGAACACCAUCAAGGACCUGAAGGACAAGAUUAAAAACGCUACCACCCACAACGCCAACAUCCUUCUGCAGAUCGACAACUCUAAACUGGCUGCUGAUGACUUCAGAAUCAAAUAUGAGCAUGAGGUGGUGAUGCGGCAGUGUGUGGAGGCCGAUAUCGCUAACCUGCGCCGCUUACUGGACCAGACAAACCUGGCAAGGUGCGACCUGGAGAUGCAGCUCAAGGGUCUGGAGGAAGAGCUGGCAUUUAUGAAGAAGAACCACCAGGAGGAGCUGGCUGCACUGAGGUCACAGCUGACAGGCACAGUGAACGUAGAGGUUGAUGCUGCUCCUCAGCAAGACCUGAACAAGGUUAUGGAGGAGAUUCGUGCUCAUUAUGAGAACAUCAUCCAGAAACACCGCAGGGAACAGGAGGCCUGGUUCAAGGACAAGACAGCAGGGUUGAACAAAGAGGUGACCAUCCAGACAGAGACCAUACAAACUUCCAGAUCACAGCUCACAGAGCUGCGAAACACCUUGCAGAGUCUGGAGAUCGAGCUGCAGUCUCAACUCAGCAUGAAAGCAGCACUGGAGAACUCACUGGCAGAAACAGAGGCUAGGUACAGCUCUAUGCUAGGAGGCUACCAGAACCAAAUCAACAUGCUGGAGGCCGAGCUCUGUCAAGUGCGGGCAAGCAUUGAGCAACAGGGACGUGAUUACGCCUUGUUGUUGGACAUCAAGACACGUCUGGAGCAGGAGAUCGCCACCUACAGGAGCCUCCUGGAAAAUCAGGACAUCAAGACUCAAAUUCCAGGUAAUUGAAAUCUCUCUUUUGGAUCUCUCUCCUCAGGUGGCUCCCAGAUUCUGACAUCUAGUGGAUCUCAAUCCUCUGGUGGUUCUGGUGGACCAACAAUCCAAAUCAAGCAAACCACCACCACUUCACAUCGUACUUACUAAAGUCACAGCAUGCCGCUUCAUGAGACAGUAUUCAAACACAUGCAGACAUUUAAUUUUAAAUGAGUGUUGAGACACAGUUUGUGACAUGACA